Molecule: messenger RNA, 1275 nt
Organism: Mus pahari (shrew mouse)
Lineage: Eukaryota; Metazoa; Chordata; Mammalia; Rodentia; Muridae
Gene: Ctbs
Product: chitobiase
Exons: 7
Coding region: 8-1105 (365 amino acids)
Biological process (GO): chitin catabolic process; carbohydrate metabolic process
Cellular component (GO): extracellular region
Molecular function (GO): chitinase activity; chitin binding
Source: RefSeq, a predicted model, not a curated record
CCUAGGCAUGGCGCUGUGUGACUCCACUCUGCUGCUGUUGCUGCUGCUGCCGCUGGCACGGCUCUCGGCUGGGGACUGCCCGUGCUCCGAGGCUGCUCUCUGCCAGCCGAUCCGCCACCGUCCCGACUUCGAGGUCUUUGUAUUUGAUGUUGGACAGAAAACCUGGAAAUCUUAUGACUGGUCACAGAUUACAACUGUGGCAGCAUUUGGAAAAUAUGACCCAGAACUUAUGUGCUAUGCUCAUUCAAAAGGAGCCAGGGUAGUGCUAAAAGGUGAUGUCUCUCUGAAGGAUAUCAUUGAUCCUACCUUCAGAGCAUCGUGGAUAGCUGAGAAAGUUGAUUUAGCCAAAGCACAGUAUAUGGAUGGGAUUAAUAUAGACAUAGAGCAAGAAGUUAACUGCUCAUCUCCUGAAUAUGAAGCAUUGACAGCUCUGGUCAAAGAAACCACAGAGUGUUUCCAUCGUGAGAUCGAGGGAUCACAGGUAACCUUUGAUGUAGCAUGGUCACCAAAGCGCAUAGACAAAAGGUGCUAUAAUUACACUGGGAUCGCAGAUGCCUGUGACCUUCUUUUUGUGAUGUCUUAUGAUGAGCAAAGUCAGAUCUGGUCAGAAUGUAUUGCAGCUGCCAAUGCUCCCUACAAUCAGACAUUAACUGGAUAUAUUGACUACAUCAAGAUGGGCAUUAGCCCUCAGAAACUUAUAAUGGGUGUUCCCUGGUAUGGCUAUGAUUACAUUUGCCUAAAUCUCUCAAAGGAUGACAUUUGCACCAUUGCAAAGGUCCCUUUCAGGGGGGCUCCUUGUAGUGAUGCUGCAGGCCAUCAAGUGCCCUACAAAGUGAUCAUGAAGCAGGUAAAUGGCUCUGUCUCCAGAAGCCAGUGGGAUAAAAAGCAGCAAGCUCCCUAUUAUAACUACAAGGAUCCUGCUGGCCAUUUUCAUCAAGUGUGGUAUGAUAACCCACAGAGCAUCUCACUAAAGGCAGCAUAUGUCAAACACUACGGCUUGCGGGGCAUUGGCAUGUGGAAUGCAGACUGUCUCGACUACUCAGAUGAUGCUCUAGCCAGAGAGCAAACACAAGAAAUGUGGGGAGCCUUAACACCAAGGCUGUGAUGGGGAGGAGCAUCUUUUGUCAGACUGUUAAGACUUGCAGGGCUGACCUGUAUGAGCCUCUUGAAGAGAUAAAAAUGUAUAUAUUCCUGUCAUGUUGCCAUAGCUUACUUAUUGGUACACUAGAUUACACAGGUAAGAAAUAAAGAAAUUUUUCAUUUGUACUUGAAAAA